Molecule: messenger RNA, 414 nt
Organism: Aegilops tauschii subsp. strangulata
Lineage: Eukaryota; Viridiplantae; Streptophyta; Magnoliopsida; Poales; Poaceae
Source: RefSeq, a predicted model, not a curated record
AUGCCAUUUUUGGCCUCCACCAACAUCCCCCUCGUUCUCCGCGCCUCCAGCCGCCACCUCCUUAGCCCAGCCGCCGCCUCCCUCCUCGGAUCCAGCGCCGGCCACCUCCCCGCCGCCAAGUGGCGCGCUCCCACUGGCCUGCGCCGCCUCCCAGCCGCCUGGAGCCAACCAGGGGUUGCCACGCGUCCCCAGCACGCCCCCCCUGUGCCCCGCGCCGCCGCGGCCCGCCUGGGCCCGGGGCCGGCCUGCCAGGCCCAUCGGACCCCGUGCCCCGAGCCGCCAGCGCUCCGCGCCUCCGCCCGAGCGCCCGACCCCGCCGCCCGCUCUCCUCGCCGCCCGACCACUGCUCCGUCUCGGCUCCUCCGCCCCGCCGCCAUCCUCUGCGGGCAGACCACCGGAGCCCCGCGCCGGUGA